ACGCUGAAGACAUCUAUUAUCUAUCCCUUUCACACUUGCCCAAGGCAUCGUGGUCUGUAACGUGUAAGUCCUUUUCAUGCUGUUUAAAAGUGUGAGUUUCACAACUUGUUUCUUUCUGAGUAGACGAAUAGGCAAACUCGCUGGCGGAGAGCAAAAAAAAAAAAGAAAAGAGGAAGAUCUCGCGGACUAAACCCUGUCAUCUGUUUUAUUUUAAGCCAUUUGGAACUUUCAUACUUCAUGUCGGACAUCGAUUUUUUGGAUAUACUGUAAUAGGAAUGUUUUAGGAGGACUACACAACAAUCGUGGACCCUGCAGCAAUGGAUAACGUGAACCAGAGCAGCGAGAUGAAUGACUCGUAUGAGUACAUCUAUGAUGGGUUAAUUGUGCAGUGUCAUUUAGAGAAAUACGAUCACAUCUCAGGAAUAUGUUUCAUCGCCAUCUGUUGCUUCAGCUUCCUCGGGAAUGGCUUGCUCGUCUACGCCCUGGCACGCUAUGAAGAUCUCAAAAGGGUCACUAUGCUGUUUCUGCUCUACUUAGCGGUUUUCGACUUGUUGUUCACCAUGACGCUUCCUUUCUGGGCUGUGGAUCACCUGAUCGAAUGGAUCUUUGGCGAUUUCAUGUGUAAGGUCCUAACCGGGGCCUAUUUCGUCGGCUUGUACGGAAGCCUGAUGUUACUGACGGCCAUGACGGUCGACUGCUUUUUCUUCAUUGUCGUGCGCAGCCAGUGGUUCACCUGGAGAAGACGGCUGUAUUGCGCGAAGGCGGCUUUCGUAGGGUCGGCGCUCAUCAGCUUCGGAGCCAGUAUGAAGGAGGUCCUGAACUCCACCGUUGAAACAGAGCACUCUGUGCGCCUUUGCAGGUCCUUGUCUUCUGACGAUGACCACGUGGGUUACUACACUCAGUUUGCCAUGCUUUUCGUCCUUCCACUCGUGAUCAUUAGUUUGUGCUACGGAAAGAUCUUGCACACGAUCAUGUCCAGCUCAGGCCGCCGGAGAUAUAAAACCGUCCUGGUCGUGUUUCUCAUAAUCCUGGCGUUCGUCGUGUGUUGGGGUCCGUAUCAUGUCGUCUUAAUCGUGAAGCCACAAAAGCCAAUAGCGAACUGCAGACUCGAUCAGAUUUUCAUCGCCUGCCGCAUCCUCGCCUAUUUUCACUGCUGUGUCAAUCCACUCUUGUUCCUGAUCAGGGCGAGGUCCAGGAAAAUCCUGUCCACGCUCCUGUGCUGCAAGCCUCAACACCGGAGCACCGAGCCGUCCGACAGAUCCUCAGACCCCAGUUACUUCAACAAUCACCAACGAGCCAGCAUUGCAAUUCCACAAAAUGUAACAGAGCUCAAAUCGAUUUGAGAGGUGACACUGACAUCAGACACAAAACUGGUCAAAGGUGAAUCUCGUGAACCUUUAUUUGAU
Messenger RNA from Silurus meridionalis, 1406 nucleotides. RefSeq names its product chemokine (C motif) receptor 1b, duplicate 2 (gene xcr1b.2). Gene Ontology annotation, molecular function: chemokine receptor activity. NCBI's taxonomy places the organism in Eukaryota, Metazoa, Chordata, Actinopteri, Siluriformes, Siluridae. Gene Ontology annotation, cellular component: membrane. The transcript has 2 exons. Gene Ontology annotation, biological process: chemotaxis; G protein-coupled receptor signaling pathway; immune response. The coding region runs from base 318 to 1343 and encodes 341 amino acids. The record is from RefSeq and is a predicted model, not a curated record.